AUGCUGUGUGCUCCACCUGCUUCUCUACUGCUCCUCUGCUGUGUUCUCCACCUGCUUCUCUACUGCUCCUCUGCUGUGUGCUCCACCUGCUUCUCUACUGCUCCUCUGCUGUGUGCUCCACCUGCUUCUCUACUGCUCCACUGCUGUGUGCUCCACCUGCUUCUCUACUGCUCCACUGCUGUGUUCUCCACCUGCUUCUCUACUGCUCCUCUGCUGUGUGCUCCACCGCUGUGUGCUCCACCUGCUUCUCUACUGCUCCUCUGCUGUGUUCUCCACCUGCUUCUCUACUGCUCCUCUGCUGUGUUCUCCACCUGCUUCUCUACUGCUCCUCUGCUGUGUGCUCCACCUGCUUCUCUACUGCUCCUCUGCUGUGUGCUCCACCUGCUUCUCUACUGCUCCACUGCUGUGUGCUCCACCUGCUUCUCUACUGCUCCACUGCUGUGUUCUCCACCUGCUUCUCUACUGCUCCUCUGCUGUGUUCUCCACCUGCUUCUCUACUGCUCCUCUGCUGUGUGCUCCACCGCUGUGUGCUCCACCUGCUUCUCUACUGCUCCUCUGCUGUGUUCUCCACCUGCUUCUCUACUGCUCCUCUGCUGUGUUCUCCACCUGCUUCUCUACUGCUCCUCUGCUGUGUGCUCCACCUGCUUCUCUACUGCUCCUCUGCUGUGUGCUCCACCUGCUUCUCUACUGCUCCACUGCUGUGUGCUCCACCUGCUUCUCUACUGCUCCACUGCUGUGUUCUCCACCUGCUUCUCUACUGCUCCACUGCUGUGUUCUCCACCUGCUUCUCUACUGCUCCUCUGCUGUGUUCUCCACCUGCUUCUCUACUGCUCCUCUGCUGUGUUCUCCACCUGCUUCUCUACUGCUCCACUGCUGUGUUCUCCACCUGCUUCUCUACUGCUCCACUGCUGUGUGCUCCACCUGCUUCUCUACUGCUCCUCUGCUGUGUGCUCCACCUGCUUCUCUACUGCUCCACUGCUGUGUUCUCCACCUGCUUCUCUACUGCUCCACUGCUGUGUGCUCCUCCUUCUUCUCUUUUGCUCCUCUGCUUUGUACCCCUCCCACUUCUCUACUGCUCCACUGCUGUGUGCUCCACCUGCUUCUCUACUGCUCCUCUGCUGUGUGCUCCUCCUUCUUCUCUUUUGCUCAUCUGCUUUGUAUGCCUCAUGCUUCUCUAAUGCUCCUCUGUGUGCUCCUCCUGCUUCUCUAUAA
This is a messenger RNA of Pygocentrus nattereri (red-bellied piranha), 1212 nucleotides long. Its product is annotated as keratin-associated protein 16-1. The transcript has a single exon. The record is from RefSeq and is a predicted model, not a curated record. The coding region runs from base 1 to 1212 and encodes 403 amino acids. NCBI's taxonomy places the organism in Eukaryota, Metazoa, Chordata, Actinopteri, Characiformes, Serrasalmidae.